AUGGGACUGCUGGACAAACUGUCAGGCUGGCUUAGCCUGAGGAAAAAAGAGGUCAAUGUCUUGUGUUUGGGACUGGACAACAGCGGCAAAACUACCAUCAUCAACCAACUAAAACCUGCAAAUAAUAUGAAUCAUUUAGGCCCAUUUUCACCAGAGUGGAAACAUGUUAGUCAGACCCCAGCUCAGGAUAUAGUCCCGACAAUUGGUUUCAACAUUGAGAAAUUUAAGAGUUCAAGCCUUUCUUUUACGGUCUUUGAUAUGUCCGGGCAGGGCAGAUACAGAAAUUUAUGGGAGCACUACUACAAAGAAAGCCAUGCCAUCAUAUUUGUCAUUGACAGCGGUGACAAAUUCAGGAUGGUUGUUGCCAAAGAGGAGCUGGAUAAUCUUCUCAAUCAUCAAGAUAUCUGCUGCAAAAAGAUUCCUGUGUUGUUCUUUGCAAACAAGAUGGAUCUGCGUGAUGCCAUGUCCUCCGUGAAGGUCACGCAGAUGUUGUGUUUGGAGAACAUCAAAGAUAAACCCUGGCACAUCUGCCCCAGCAAUGCCAUCAAAGGAGAGGGCCUACAAGAGGGACUGGACUGGCUACAAGAUCAUAUCAAAACAACGAAAAGCUGA
Cheilinus undulatus (humphead wrasse) is the source of this 612-nucleotide messenger RNA. Its product is annotated as ADP-ribosylation factor-like protein 6. NCBI's taxonomy places the organism in Eukaryota, Metazoa, Chordata, Actinopteri, Labriformes, Labridae. The transcript has 8 exons. Bases 1 to 612 code for a protein of 203 amino acids. The record is from RefSeq and is a predicted model, not a curated record. Gene Ontology annotation, biological process: cilium assembly; intracellular protein transport; vesicle-mediated transport. Gene Ontology annotation, cellular component: cytoplasm; axoneme. Gene Ontology annotation, molecular function: GTP binding; GTPase activity.